This is a messenger RNA of Loxodonta africana (African savanna elephant), 939 nucleotides long. Its product is annotated as olfactory receptor 10AG1-like. The transcript has a single exon. Gene Ontology annotation, cellular component: plasma membrane. Gene Ontology annotation, biological process: detection of chemical stimulus involved in sensory perception of smell; G protein-coupled receptor signaling pathway. Bases 1 to 939 code for a protein of 312 amino acids. Gene Ontology annotation, molecular function: G protein-coupled receptor activity; olfactory receptor activity. The record is from RefSeq and is a predicted model, not a curated record. NCBI's taxonomy places the organism in Eukaryota, Metazoa, Chordata, Mammalia, Proboscidea, Elephantidae.
AUGGAACACCAAGAACACCUACCAGAGGUAAAUCUCACUUCCUUGAUGGAAUUUUUUCUUUUAGGAUUCUCUGAUAUUCCUCAUCUUCAAAUGUUUCUUUUUGGGAUAUUUUUGUUUGCUUAUAUGAUAAUCUUGAUGGGCAAUGGAAUGAUCAUUCUCAUAACAAGAGUUGACAAGGCUCUUCAGACUCCCAUGUAUUUUUUCCUGGCAAAUUUUUCCUUCUUGGAAAUUUGUUAUGUGUCAAUCACUAUUCCCAAAAUGCUCAUGAACCUUUGGACUCAGAAAAGAAACGUAUCUUUGUUUGAAUGUGCUACACAAAUGUGUUUUUUCCUUAUACUGGGAGGUGCGGAGUGUUUGCUCCUGGCAGUAAUGGCCUAUGAUCGCUAUGUGGCCAUUUGUAACCCUCUGCACUACCCUCUAGUCAUGAAUCACAGGGUGUGUAUCCAGUUGGUGGCUGGCUCCUGGAUCACUGGAAUCCCAAUUCAGAUAGGGCAAACAUAUGAGACUUUCUCUCUGCCUUUUUGUGGAUCUAACCAAAUCAACCUCUUCUUCUGUGACAUGCCCCAAGUAUUCAAGCUGGCCUGUGGGGACACCUUUGUGAAUGAGAUGUCGGCCUACAUAGUUGUUGUGUUGUUUGUCACUGUUCCAUUUCUGUUGAUACUUUGCUCCUACAGUAAAAUCAUCUCCACCAUCCUGAAGUUGCCAUCAGCCACAAGUCGAGCCAGAGCCUUCUCCACCUGCUCAUCUCAUCUUAUGGUUGUGACUUUAUUUUUUGGGUCAGGAAUCACUACAUAUUUUCAACCCAAAUCCAAACACUCUUCUGAAAGAGACAGAUUUCUCUCUCUUUUCUAUACCAUUGUUGUUCCAAUGUUUAACCCCGUGAUAUACACUCUGAGAAAUAAGGACGUUAUGGUGGCAUUGAGAAAAUUGCUACCUUAA